Penicilliopsis zonata CBS 506.65 is the source of this 708-nucleotide messenger RNA. RefSeq lists its product as hypothetical. Bases 1 to 708 code for a protein of 235 amino acids. The transcript is spliced from 3 exons. Lineage: Eukaryota; Fungi; Ascomycota; Eurotiomycetes; Eurotiales; Aspergillaceae. Gene Ontology annotation, cellular component: nucleolus. The record is from RefSeq and is a predicted model, not a curated record. Gene Ontology annotation, molecular function: RNA binding.
AUGCCUGCCCCUACAGCUUUACGCGGCGAAAAGGCCGAGUCGCCGGCUCCUGCCACUCAGCCCGAGAAUGCAGGCGACGACGAGUUUAUGCUCGAUCUCGAGUCCGCUCCUCCCCUGAAGAUGACGCCCGAGGACCAGCAGCCGUCGGCGAGACACCUGGUUCACAUCGAGACCCGCAAGGUGCCCAUCCCGCCGCACCGAUUCUCUCCGAUCAAGGCCUCCUGGCCCAAGAUUUAUACCCCGCUAUGCGAGCAUCUGCACCUGCAGGUCAGGAUGAACAUGAAGAACAAGGCUGUGGAGCUGCGUAACUCGCGUUUCACCACCGACACGGGCGCUCUGCAGAAGGGCGAGGAUUUCAUCCGUGCUUUGGCGUACGGGUUUGACGUGGACGAUGCGAUUGCCCUGCUGCGACUUGACGAUCUGUACAUGGAGACGUUCGAGAUCAAGGAUAUCAAAACUCUCCAAGGAGACCACCUCUCCCGUGCGAUCGGCCGUAUCGCUGGAAAAGACGGCAAGACGCGAUUUGCGAUCGAGAACGCCACCCGGACCCGCGUCGUGGUCGCCGGAUCGAAGAUUCACAUCCUGGGUGGGUUCCAGGACAUGAAGAUGGCACGGGAGGCGAUCGUCAGUCUGGUUCUGGGCGCCCAGCCGGGCAAGGUGUACCAGGAUCUGCGGACGAUUGCUGCGCGAAGGAAAAUGAGAAUGUAA